Gongylonema pulchrum is the source of this 459-nucleotide messenger RNA. NCBI's taxonomy places the organism in Eukaryota, Metazoa, Nematoda, Chromadorea, Rhabditida, Gongylonematidae. The record is from the annotation of a GenBank genome assembly.
GUUCUAAUAACGAUCCCUUUGGCGGUCUUACAAAAAGGGCUGAUUACAUUCGCUCCGGCUUUACCAGCGACAAAAUCGGCAGCUCUGAAGCAUCUGGGUGCAGGCUUGAUUGAAAAGGUGGCAGUGAAAUUUCCACGGCGUUUCUGGUCCUCAAUUUUGAAAAGUGACGGCACAUUGGAUUAUUUUGGUCAUGUCCCGAAGAAUGCCAGUGAACGAGGGCUCUUCAAUAUGUUCUAUGAUUUUUCGAGUCGCAGAAGCAAAAAUCCCCAUUACGUUCUGAUGUCUUAUGUAUGCGGCGAUUCGGUGAAUUUAGUGAACGAAAAAAGUGAUGUGGAAGUAGUGGAUAUUUUCGUGGAUACUCUCCGUGAUAUGUUCCCUCUUCAGGUUUCAAGUUUUCUUUUUUCACGAUCUUCAGUCAGUGUUCAGGGAAGAGUAGGAGGCGACCACAUGCAUUCCUAG